CAUGUAUCGGCGUCACCGGCGCCUCUGACGGUGGGAGGAGAAGCUCACCGGAGCGCAGCGGCGCAGACAGACGGAUGGUUAGUGAGUGUCGGUCACCAUGAGCCACCGGCACCGCGCGCUCAGCUGCCUCUCCGUCGCGCUCGUCCUGCUGCUGCCUCCGGGUCCGGGACGCGUCGCGGAGCCCGCGGUGGCGGCGGAGUACUCCUCCAAAAGCGACUUGGACUACGAGUUCGGGGACUACCGGGGGAAGUGGUGCAUCGACGACCACGGUUUUGUUUACGGCAUCGGAGAGGUUUAUUACCCGAGCUCCACGGCGUGUCCUUGCACGUGCACCGUGGACGGUCCCGUGUGCGUCCGACCCAAGUGUCCCCGCAUCCACCCCCGGUGCACGCGGAUCAGAUAUAAGGCAUGCUGUCCGGUGUGCGAGGCUAUGGCCAGGGUCUGUGUCUACGGGGGAAAAGCGUACCGGCUCCUUGAGGAGUUUAGGUUGUCAAGGUGUGAGCGAUGUCGCUGCGAGGCCAACAGAGAGGUGUACUGCAGCAUUUCAGACUGCCCCGCCCCUCACUGCGUCAACCCCACCUACGAACCCAACCACUGCUGCCCCAUCUGUAAGACCGGUCCCAACUGCUUUGCUGGGAACAGGGUGAUCCCGGCCGGGGAGCGUGUGAACACUGAUGAGCAGACAGUAUGCUACUGCACCUACCGGGACGGGACGUGGCACACCCAUCCCCAGGCCACCUGCGAGCAGCGCCCCCAGCCCAGCCUGACACCCAGCACCGAGCCCCCCAGGGACGAGGAGACCAGGGCGAGAGGGGGAAGGCCGUUCAUUCCCAGACUGGAUGUGAUACCGUGAAGUUAAAUAAAUGUCUCAUAGAGGCAGAGCCACUCUGCAGGCACAAUAUAAACUCUAACUUUCUCUAUUAGUAGUAAACUGGGCUUCAAUAUGGCAUUACUCAAAUGCACAUUUAUAUUUAACACAACCAGGAAGAUUAUUUCAGAACAGCUCUGCCUCGAAUAAACGUAGGGUAAUCUGCAGGGAGGUUGGUGUUGAGGGUAAAUAAGGAACUGUAGGGUGAAACUGGCACCACAAAUGAUUUGCAAACAUGAUCUCUGGACACCUGGUAGUAUUUUUUUUACAUUGUAAUAUUUUCCAUUGUAUCACAUUUAGUUUUAGUUUCAAGUUUUAAUACUCAUUUUUGACUUCUGUCAAAAGGCCUAGGGGAGAGCGGGGUGAUCUGAGCCUGUGGGGAAGUUGAGACACCCCUUGUUUCUCGGCAACUAUAGACAAAAAUAAUAGACAAUAUUUGAUAAACACAUUUAAAAUAUAUAAAAUAUAUGUUAAUAUUUUAGUUGGAGACCUUACUGUCAUGUCCUCACUUUAAAGUCACAUCAAGUAAAAAGUGGCUCAGCUCACCCCACUCUCCCCUACACCCAAUAUUUGUUUCAGUAUAUCCAGCCCAAAUUAAAUGAAUAAGAUGAACUAGUGUUGAAAUAAAUCGUCCGUUGUUCACUAAGCCCCACCCUGUCAAGAUUUCCAUUCUCGCACAGCACAUACGCAGUUUACAGUGACAACAGCAUCAGAUUUACCAUGAAUAUUCAUAGACAUUUCAUUUAGCGAAUGUCAAUUGAUCGACGGAAUUUUGAUAAUUGCUUUUAUUACUAUUUAUUAUGUAGUUAUUUGUUAGGCAAAAAUGUUAACAUUCACUGGUUCCAGCUUGUUAAAUGUGAGUUUGAAGUUUGAAGAUAAAAAAGGGGCUGAAGAUGCACACUGACGGGGAGAUUAAUGCCUAGUGUGGAUGAGGCCACCUAUGUCUGUACACUCACUGCUGUUAAAGAAAAGUAUUUAUUCAGUUUAUCCCUUCCCGUACAGGGAAAAACCUACAAUCUACCUAUAUGUCUGUGAGGAUUUUCAGUUAUCCAGGUCAUAGUUUAAAAACAUCAUGGGCAACUGGACCUGGAAAGAGAUAAAAGGACAGCAUUGUAAGUAGGGGAUAAGUGGUGUAUCAGCCCUCCUCCCCUGUUGAGAGGUGGUUUCUCUAUCAUGGUGGAGAUGGCCUCUGUCAAACUAUACAAAUGUACAUUGUUGUCAUCGAUCAAUGACAAUUGAUUUUGGAGUUAUCUGCCACCUACAAUGCAGUCCUUUCAUCUCUUCUCAGUAGAGUGAACAAACGGCUUCAUGUGACUCCAACGACCACGGUGACGGUGGUUACAAAAGUCAGGAGCACUAACGAACCAAGCGUAUCCAUCGCCAUGAUAAUGACCCCACAGAGGUUAAAUGGCAGGGACUCUCUGCCAAUCAGUCAGAACUGAAGACUCGUGGAAACGUCUUAAAGUAUCUUCAACCAAGUCCAGAUGCCCUUGAUUUUGACCUUCCUUGGAUUAAAAUCUAAAUACUGACCGGACACCUCUGCCUCAUAAAACCUCCCAUCAUUCCACUGGGGAAUAUGGAUGGAGACAGGGAUUGCCAGGGUGUGUGAAAUGAGUGUAUCGGUGACAUACAGUAAGCGACAGAGGAGAACCAAGUGUUGGGUGUAUGUGGUAGUCUGGUUUCUCUCCAUGGACCUGCUGGUUUCCAUCUGUAAGCAGAGCGAGGCCAGACAUAUCCAAGUAGACCAGACUCUCUCUCUCUCUCUCUCACACACACACACACACACAAAAUGACUGUGUAAGCAGAGAAACAGUCACAUGCUACCUGGAGUAACAGAUGGUACACACAAAUGUAAUGUGAGGAGUACAUGCCAGUAAGCAUUCAUCUGCCUCCUUCAGAAUGUAUACUUUCUGUCAGUCUGUUGACAGAUUGAAUAAUGUGGCUUUUCUUUUUCUUGACCCAUUCUCCUGCAGUGAGGUCAGACAUCUUGCUCUCCUGACAACACGCAAUAAAGUGCUGACUGUCAGAGCUUGUAUACCUGGCAAAUGCUUUGGGCAGGAAAUUACCUUAAGUUAAACAUCAUCUCUUUGCCUUUUCUGUCCUAUCCUUGUGUCUAGUGUUCAACACUUCCUGUCCUCAUCAUCUUCAUGCUGGAGACAUGUCCUGUUAGCUUGUUAGGGAAGAGUGCCAGUCAGCUUAAAUCAGAUCUUAAGGUAUUUAUUUACCGGUACACUGGUUUAGAAUACUUUUCCCCAGUGGUUUGUCUUACCAAGUCUGAGUGCCUCCCUCUUAAAUGUGUGCUGUUGUGUAUCGUUACCUGUAACUUCCAAUUGCUGUUGGAGGCUGUGAAAUAAAGCUUGUAUAAAUGGACACUG
This is a messenger RNA of Micropterus salmoides (largemouth bass), 3243 nucleotides long. Its product is annotated as von Willebrand factor C domain-containing protein 2-like. Gene Ontology annotation, cellular component: AMPA glutamate receptor complex. Gene Ontology annotation, molecular function: protein binding. Gene Ontology annotation, biological process: negative regulation of BMP signaling pathway. The record is from RefSeq and is a predicted model, not a curated record. Lineage: Eukaryota; Metazoa; Chordata; Actinopteri; Centrarchiformes; Centrarchidae. Bases 98 to 853 code for a protein of 251 amino acids. The transcript is spliced from 3 exons.